Messenger RNA from Arctia plantaginis, 849 nucleotides. NCBI's taxonomy places the organism in Eukaryota, Metazoa, Arthropoda, Insecta, Lepidoptera, Erebidae. The record is from the annotation of a GenBank genome assembly.
AUGCAGACAAAACUUCCACCGAAGAAUUUUACUAUCGAAUCGAUAGUAGGGAUGAACGAUCGACGAUCACCAGAAAUCGAUAUUGAGAACAGUAUAUCCCAAGAUUAUUCUGGCACCAAUGAACAUACAGAGGACGAAGACCUGAAGAUAGAGGAAACUAAAAUGGGAUACUAUUUCCAACAAAAUCGAGUGCCGAAUUUCCCGUUCUUCAUGACGUCUUACGAUAAAAGGUUUCAGAGUGAACAAGGAACACAACAGGAGGAACUUAAGAGAUCGAGUCCUGGAAGUGUGAGGAGUGAAGUGGAUAGCGAUGGAGUUGACGAAAGACCACACGAAUCACUGAGUCCACAGUCAGUGACGAAUUCAAAUCCAGCUCCUGACCCAAAUAUUAGAAGGUACCGUACGGCGUUUACAAGAGAACAACUGGCAAGACUAGAAAAGGAAUUUAUGAAGGAAAAUUACGUAUCCAGGCCUAGAAGAUGCGAGCUCGCGGCACAGCUCCAGUUACCCGAAUCAACUAUCAAGGUAUGGUUUCAAAACAGGAGAAUGAAGGACAAAAGGCAACGUAUAGCCGUCGCAUGGCCUUACGCAGCCGUUUACAGCGACCCAGCUUUCGCAGCCUCCAUUCUACAAGCUGCCGCCUCCUCUGUAGGCCUGCCAUACGGCUACCCCUCGCCGGCUCUAAUACCCCCCUUCCACAACCCCCAACUCAUACCCUCCGGCUACCCAUAUCCGUACCCGCCCUACCCCCGUUACCCGUACAUCCCACCCACUCCUCCCUCCCCUGUUAACGCAGAAGCCACGACGCUAAGGCCUUAUUCAAACUUCAAUUUAAACGUAGACAAAUAA